AGCGGAGCAGCGGAGCAGCGGAGCCGCAGCACCUGUGGCGCUCACGGACUAUUUCUUCCAAAACUUUCAAACUUUUCAAACCUUUUAAAAACGUCUUUUGCUUCACAGCCUCACAUCCGGUGGAGAUGUUCAACAGCAACUUCAGGGACUUUGACGACGACCCGUUCUUCUCGGAUCCGUUCCGGGCUCACAGGGAACACAUGCGGCAGAUGAUGCGGAGCUUCUCUGAGCCGUUUGGCGGGCCCUUAAUGCCCAGUAUGAUGGAUGGGAGAAGUCGUGGUCACGACAUGGUGGAGCAUCCUGGCUCAUCCCUGGCACUGAGGGAUGAACAUAGGGAUAUGAGCCGGUCAUUGCUUCCCUUUGGCAGUACUGACAGCACGGACAUGAUGAGGAACCCUUUCAGCAUGUUCGACAACGUGAUGACCAACAUGAGGAACAGGAUGCAGGACACGCACCCAAACAUUGAGAACAUGUCCAAAGAUUCAAACACCCACUCGUUCAGCUCCUCAUCAGUCAUGACAUAUUCCAAGGUUGGAAAUGAGCCUCCCAAAGUGUUUAAAGCAACCUCGACAACACGCCGUGCCCCUGGAGGGAUCAAGGAGACCCGGCAAGCAGUUAAAGACUCUGAGAGCGGUCUGGAGAAGAUGUCAAUCGGUCACCACAUCCAAGACAGGGGACAUGUUGUUGAAAAGAAAUACAACAAGAAAACAGGAGAGAAGGAGCUCAACCAGGACUUUCAGAACAUGGAUGAAUCUGAAGCACAGUCUUUUGACGAUGAGUGGCAGCAGGAGUUGACCAAGUUCCAGCCGUCCGGCCCCAUGUCUCGUCUGGAGGAAGCUCGGCCCCGUGCCGUUCACCGGGCGGCCCUCACAGGUCCUGAGCAGGCCCACAGAGACCAGUCAAAGGGCAAAGCUGAGGGUAAGAGGAACAUGAAAGGCUCGGGCUCGACAAAGCAGUGAAACCAUCUGUUUCUGUGCUCAUUAAAGUCUUUCAGGCAUCAUACAGUACACACUGGUGCUCUGUGUACACACAUGCACACACACACACACACCCUGGGUUCAUCAACAAGGUAAACAGAAUCAGAAGGCACUGAUCUAAAAUUUGAAAUAUUUAACAGACUGUACAUUUUGUAUUGCUGCUGCUCAUUUUUCAAAUCCUACACUGCACAAUACUGAAUCAGUCAUCUUGCUGCUGAUUAACACCUGCUGUAGAUGGCUGCCCCAUUACACUGGACAUUUAUUCAUAUUUUUCAGGGAUCACAUUUCUCCUCUUUUACUGUUAAAGGAGACAUAUGAUGCUUUGUCAGUUUUGCCCGAGCGAUACCUCCCUGACGUGACAUCACAGUGUCCCACACUGGCAUAAUGCAUGGCUAGUGGCUUGUCUGGCACGCCCCCAACAAAGCCAGGUAAAGCGGGAGGCCGACAUUUCCUACAUGUGCUUGAAGCAGUUGACCAAUCAGAAUAGAGUGACCGAGCUGGCCAAUCAGAGCAGACUGGGCUUUGCCGGGCAUUUGCUGAAAACAGGAGCUGCAAUGGACAGUUUGAGGAAAGUGAUGUGGUUUCUGACUAUCUGAACAGCAUGUAAACCUUUUUACAAAAUAACCCAAAGAAAAAAGAUGAACCUGAAUAUGAGCAUAAUAUUUCUCCUUUGACGUUUCGAACCUUAGCAUCUUUCACACUUGAGUUUAAAUUGAUAAAAAUAGUAAGAGGAGUUUGGUGAGGUAGUGAAAAUGAUCUAAAAUCCUAUGAUAAGCUUUGGAGAAUGGUUGAUAGGAACAUGAAAUACAUGUGACAGAGUGUGUUGCCAACAAGUAAAAGGCUCAUAAGUAGUUCUGUGGUUGUAACGAUGUUGAAACACAUUUUAAUAAACUAAUAAGAUACAUAAAUGUGAGGCCAUAGGCACUGUUUAUACCAUUGGACAUGAAGCAAUGUAUAAUUAUCGUCGUGGAUCAGAUGAAUAUAACAUGCUCUAGGUGAGAAAAUCUUGUGAUGUCAUCUGUUUCUCACAUUCUGUCAUUUUCAUACUGAAACAAGACACAAAAUUAAUAAUAUAUCGAAUUUCUGAAAUCCACUAAUGCACUUAGACAAUGUCUCAAUUGUCUUUUUGUAAUUAUAUUGUCUAGUACCUGAUGUUCUCGAUAGAUGUAUUUUAUCUGCUGUAAUCUUUGUAAAAAGAAAAAUAAUACUCUUCCCUUUUUAUAUAUUGUUACUUUGGUUUCUCUACUUUUUCAUCUGAUGAACUGUGCAGCGUAGCAACGUCUGGAUUAUUUUCAAUAAUUCAAGCUUUGUUCUUGUAUAUUUGUUUUCAAGGUUUUCAAACCAAAGUCCUGUGCCAACACAGACUAUCGUCUGAAAUUAAAAAAAUGUGAAAACACUAAGAUUAA
Paralichthys olivaceus (Japanese flounder) is the source of this 2383-nucleotide messenger RNA. It is a transcript of the gene mlf1, whose product is annotated as myeloid leukemia factor 1. The record is from RefSeq and is a predicted model, not a curated record. Gene Ontology annotation, cellular component: cytoplasm; nucleus. Gene Ontology annotation, biological process: regulation of DNA-templated transcription. NCBI's taxonomy places the organism in Eukaryota, Metazoa, Chordata, Actinopteri, Pleuronectiformes, Paralichthyidae.